This is a messenger RNA of Diversispora eburnea, 1512 nucleotides long. The record is from the annotation of a GenBank genome assembly. Lineage: Eukaryota; Fungi; Glomeromycota; Glomeromycetes; Diversisporales; Diversisporaceae.
AUGCACGAAAUCAUAACUUUACAAUUUGGACAUUACUCCAAUUUUGUAGGAACUCAUUAUUGGAAUGCACAGGAUGCAUAUUUUACUUAUAAUGAUUCACCUAAUUCUCCCGAACCUGAAAUUAUUCAUGAUAUACACUUUCGUACAGGUAUUUCUCAAAAGGGAAUUGAAACUUAUACGCCACGAGUAAUCAUUUAUGAUUUAAAAGGUGGAUUCGGACAAAUUAAAAAAAUGAAUAAAUUAUAUGAAGAUUUUACAACAACAAAUUAUAGUAAAGAAAGUUAUCAAUUAUGGAAUUGGGAGGUUGAAACUUAUUCUCAGAUGCCAUAUCCGAAAAAUGAAUUUUUGAGGAGUCUCGAUGAAGAGGAAGAAAAAGCAUUUUCUGCGGAACCCAUAAAUGACGAUAUUGAAAUUGAUUUUGAAGAGAAAAAUUUUAAUUUGAAUGAAACGGUGAAAACAUGGUCAGAUUUUAAUAGGAUAUAUUAUCAUCCCCAGAGUGUUUAUACCAUCACAGAAUUUCAACAUGAUGAUGAAUUUUCCCCAUUUGAUGUAUUUACUUAUGGAAAAAAUGUAUUCUCAAAAAACAAAAAUGGAGAAGAAAAUUCUUUUGAAAAAAAUUUUAGAUUCUUUGCUGAAGAAUGUGAUUCAAUACAAGGAUUUCAAGUAAUUGUAAACACUAUUGAUGGAUUCGGUGGAUGUGCGAGUAAUUUUCUUGAACAAUUACGUGAAGAGUAUCCAAAAAAUACAAUUUUAAGUUUUGGCAUAACCGAAUCACCAAAAUUGGCAUCAUCACCGGAAAAUGUUAAUUUCAUACAUAUGAGAGAUCUUGUAAAUCGAUUAACAUGGAGAGGAAAUACAAAAAUUGGAAUUCUUGAUUUAAUAUUUCCUUUUCCGAUUAGUGAAUUUGGAGAUAUUCAUUUUCAAAAUAUAAUUUCAAAAAAUAUCAAAAAUGGAAUUAGUAUAGAUUUAUCAAUGUCGCAAGUUCAACAAAUUAAACAAAUUCAAAGAAUUCAACAAGUUCAAGAACAAAUCUAUCCUCCAACAAUAUUUGGACAAUCUGUUGUAAUCAGAGGAAUACCGAAUACAUUUAAUUAUGUUUCAAGAAGAGAUAAUCCAAAAAAAUCUACGGAUAUCACAACAGAUAUAUUUCAACAAUAUAAAUCUUUGAAAAGUGAGAUGGAUUUUUUUUAUUCAACCAAUUUAGCUUAUCCUAUUCCAAAUUCCUUUCCCAAAAUAUUUAAGAAUCUAAAUUCAAAUGGAUAUGUUGAUGAAUUUACGAAUUCAUCAUCAUUAAAUUCCGUUAAAUCAAUUCCAACUCUUUCCCGUCUAACUGUUUCCACUCAAGUACAAGAAUUACUAAAACUUUAUACAAAUCUACUUCAAAAAAUAAAUUUUAAUCUAUUUCCUGAAUUUCAAGAUGGUGUCGAAGGAUUAUCACAUGAUGAGUUCAUCGAAACAAGAGAAUCAUUAUAUAAUCUUUGUGGAACUUUUGAAAAUGAUCAUAAUAUUUAA